Messenger RNA from Cydia fagiglandana, 3461 nucleotides. RefSeq names its product hrp65 protein-like (gene Psf). The transcript is spliced from 11 exons. The coding region runs from base 156 to 2147 and encodes 663 amino acids. Gene Ontology annotation, cellular component: nucleus. Gene Ontology annotation, biological process: regulation of DNA-templated transcription. Lineage: Eukaryota; Metazoa; Arthropoda; Insecta; Lepidoptera; Tortricidae. The record is from RefSeq and is a predicted model, not a curated record. Gene Ontology annotation, molecular function: RNA binding.
GCUGUCUCGCCGCCAUACCGCUACACCCGCCAUUUUGAUUUCUACUUUCGCGUGCAUUGCGUCACGGCGUUAGACUAUCAUAAGUGAAUUAAAUUAAGUGAAAAGACAUUUUAAAGUGUAGUAAACGCAACAUAUUUUAAAUCCCAGGAAAUCAUAUGCAUACCCAAGCCAUGAACCACUACGGUAAUCAAAGAGGUUUUGGAGGGCCGCCUCAGCCUCAGAGACAGGGCGGUCGCCGUGGAAGUAACAGAGGUGGAUUUAGAGGACCAACACGUUUUGAUCAAAAUAACCAAAACCAGAGGAAUCAAAAUCAGCAGCAAGGAGGUCAACGUCCCAAUAACGAGCCUAAGCCAGCUCCCCAAGCUGAAAAGCCCCAGCAGCAGCCGCAAGCUCAACAACAACAACGUCCGCAGCAGCAGCAACAACAACAGCAGCCAAGACCGCAGCAACAACAACAGCAACAGCAGCCAAGACCGCAGCAGACCCCAGCCCAGCCGGCACCGGCUGCCACACCGCAGAAGCAAGAUCCUCCUGCAGCAGCUCCACAGCAGCAGAAACCCAACACCACCCCCAACAAGCCUGCAGCUCAGGACAGUGUUGAUAAUGUGAUCGUCAUUGAUGAUCAGCCAUCAAAGCCAGCCAACCAAAAUCAGCAGAAGAACAUGAAUGGAAACUUUGGAGGCAACAAGCAAGGUGGCUGGCAGGGCGGAAACAAGCAAGGUGGCAACUUUAACCAAGGCGGCAACUUCCAACAUGGACCCAACCAGGGCCAGGGCGGGAAAUUUGGUGGCAAUAAGAAUUUCGGCCAGAACCAGGGCGGUCAAGGAGGACCUUUUGGACAGAACAAGGGAGGCCCUGGUGGCCCAGGUGGCCCAGCCCGGAAUCAGCAGAGGCAAAGCCGAGGGCCCAUGCUGGAUAGCCAGGGAAAGCCAGUACAGAGAGAGGAACAAAUGCUUGCCAAUAAGUUGAAGGAUCUGGUGGGACCACUGGUCGACUUGCCACCCCUAGACCAGGCUGAACUCAAAUUCAACGGCAGGAGCCGUCUGUACAUCGGCAACUUCACGUCAGAUAUGACCGAAGAAGAAAUACUCGGCCUGUUCGCUCCCUAUGGAGAGACUUCAGAAUUGUUCCUUAACAAGGAGAAAAACUUUGGAUUUAUUAAAAUGGACUACAGAGUAAACGCAGAGAAAGCCAAGCGCGAGUUGGACGGCAAAAUGCGCAACGGCCGAACAUUGAGAGUCAGAUUCGCGCCCCACAACAGCGCAGUGCGCGUCAAGAACCUGCCUCCCUUCGUGUCCAACGAGCUGCUGUACCGCGCGUUCGAGAUCUUCGGCAAGAUCGAGAGGGCCUACGUGAAGGUGGACGAGCGCGGGAAGUCCAUCGGAGAAGGCGUGGUGGAGUACGCCAGGAAGCCCAGCGCUUUGGCGGCUAUUCGCAACUGCACUGAGCGAUGCUUCUUCUUGACCUCGUCGCUCCGGCCAGUAAUUGUGGAAAGCUUUGAGGAGCCUGAUGAGUUUGAUGGCUACCCAGAGAAGAACUUGCCCAAGAAGCACCCUGAUUUCCUGCGCGCCCGUGAGUACGGGCCGCGCUUCUCCGAGGCCAACAGCUUCGAGCACGAGUACGGCACCAGGUGGAAGCAGCUGCACGAGCUGCACCGCCAGAAGGAGGAGGCCCUCAAGAAGGAGCUCGCCGCCGAGGAGGAGAAACUGGAGGCACAGAUGGAGUAUGCCAAAUACGAGCACGAGACGGAGCUGCUGCGCGAGCAGCUGCGGCAGCGCGAGCAGGACCGCGAGCGGCAGAAGCGCUCGUGGGAGCUGGCCGAGCGCGCCGCCGACGAGCGCCGCGAGCAGGAGCGCGCGCUGCUGCUGCGCCAGGAGGAGGACCUCACGCAGCGCAUGCGCCACCAGGACGACGAGCUGCGCCGCCGCCAGCAGGAGAACACGCUCUUCGUGCAGGCCCAGCGACUCAACUCCAUGUUAGAUCGCCAGGAGCAAGGCAUGUUCGACCAACAGCAGCCUAUGGAAGGAGGCUUCAGGGACGGAGGCUUCGACAUGCCCCCGCGCGGUUACGAUGACAUGCCGCAGGGCCGCGGCUGGGACAACCCGCGCCAAAUGGAUGAUUUCCCUAACAAACGCCGACGAUUCUAAACACGCUGCUGCUGACUUGCGUUGCGACACUGUUGCGGCCGCUUGACACUUAUAUUCAUCAUCAUUUACGGUUAAAUUAAAUAUAAAGCGACCAAACCUCAAAAUAUUUCCAAUAUAAUUCGUAGCUUAGAACUUACCUAAAAUUACUUUACUAAUCCCGGGAUAUGUUAAACCCGCUGCGUAUAUUUAAUUUAAUCGCAGAUUUUUAGUACACAGACAUCUGUGUCAUUAAUCUCUAAAAACUUAAGUAACUUGCGAUUAAAAGUUUUGAAUUGAAUGUAACUCGUAAGCGAAUUAUCGCGCGUUAGCAAUGCGAUAUAUUUUUUAUUUAGAAUGAAUGAAGGGUAUGAAUGCGAUACAUGUAUUGUAGAAUAAGAUAGAUCGUACUUUAGAAGCAUCUUAUGUAUUAAAUAAUGGAAUACUUAGACGUUUUGAGUUUCCGUUGCUGAAAUGCGACAUUACAUUAAAAUAUUCAGUAUUUUUCAUGAUAAAUGAUAACUUAGACACAGUGCAUUAGUAAAUGUGUCAUCGUAAGCUACGCGCUUACAGGUGAUCGUUUAGUUUGCUAACAUGAAGUCCUUUUUCUUGCGCAUCGUUUGUCCUCGAGAAUUUGUUUGUAUAAUGAUAUUUCUUUAAAUUGAAAAGGUCACAAAUGUCUUCAUACGUCGUAGCUAAAUAAUGCGGAAAUAUUAAUUAAUUGAAAAACAAAUAAACACUAUCCCAACACAAUACAAUUCCGUAUUGUCUGAAGAUAUAAAUACAUUAAAUACUAUAAAUUUGUGUUUUUUUUUUCUAUUUUCCGUUUUGCCACUAUUAUGAAUUCAGACAUCUAUUAUGCUUGGUUCCCACCAAAGUUUGUAAUAAAGCUAUAAAAAAGUACAAAUUGCAGGUGCGUGUGAUGUGACCUAUCAAUCAAAUUUAAUAUUCCCAAUUUUGUAAUAGUUUUAAACAUACCUUCUCAGACACUGCCUUUUCAUGCCAAAGCAUGAUUAAGUAGUUAAUUAUCUCUUUAAUUCAUAACUGUUAUGUUUUAUAUAAUAAAUAGUGCGGUUGCUAGACAAUUUGAAAAGUAGGUUUACUGGAUUGAGAGAUGUGACAGUGUGCGUGUGCUUUAAUUAGGUUACUAAAUAUAGAUAAUUUUAACCCUUUAUCGACUGCUAUUCGAGUUAAUUCAGGUUAGGUUUGUUUUAAGAUUUUAAUUUAAGUGUACUUUCUGAAAUAUGUAUCGAUAAAGGGUUAAAUCUUGACAUUGAUUAUUUAUGAAAAUUAAAUAAAAGUCUACUUUAUAAUAAAUUACCACUUAAAUAUCACGAA